Molecule: messenger RNA, 2116 nt
Organism: Rhagoletis pomonella (apple maggot)
Lineage: Eukaryota; Metazoa; Arthropoda; Insecta; Diptera; Tephritidae
Product: UDP-glycosyltransferase UGT5-like
Exons: 3
Coding region: 355-1917 (520 amino acids)
Molecular function (GO): UDP-glycosyltransferase activity
Source: RefSeq, a predicted model, not a curated record
AAAACUUGCUAAACUAGAAGCUCAGAAGUCAACUACAAAUAACUAUGUAUGAGCACCUAUGUAAAAUAUACAUAUAUGUACAUAUAGUUGUUUAUAUACUAAGCAGCUAAUAUUUUCUAGUCUCAUUUCACACGCGCUAGUGUGGCGCACAACGUUCUGUUAAAAAUAUCAUAGAAAUUUGCGAAAUACGUAAAGGAAUUAUUAUUUUUAAUUGAAGAAAAUUGCGACGAGCAUUGCAAUUGAAUUAAUUAAUACGAAAUAACUGUCUUAAAUUCAUGUGAACUUGUAAAUAGUUUUUUAGUGCAUUAUUUGCUUCGGUGUCAGUAUUUUAUUUUCGCUCUAUAACUGUGUAUUAUGCAUUUAACAACUGCGCUACUGUUGGCUGCAGCUAUUUUGCUGGGCUCUAAUGUGGAGGCCUAUCGCUUCUUAGGCGUUCUUCAUACCGCUGCCAGAUCACAUUUCAUAGUAGGCUCAAGCCUGUUGAAAGAAUUGGCGCGCAGAGGCCACGAUGUCACUGUCAUUUCACCAUUUCCUCUCAAAGAGCCACUAAAAAAUUAUCAUGAUAUUGAAAUACCGACCGCCAAGAAAGCUAUGGAUGGUGCCUUAUCUAAUCUUUUGAGCGCCAUAGAAAAAAGUGUCGUUGAGAAUGUGAAGGGUUUCCAUGAUAUGGGCAUAGAUAUAUCGCGCGCAUUUUUACAAGAGCCUGGCGUGCAGGAGCUUUUGGCGAGUAAUCAAACAUUCGAUGCCGUUAUUUGCGAAAUUUUUCUCUCUGAAUCACUCUUUGGUCUAAGCGAGCACUUCAAUGCACCGCUUAUAGGUUUGGGUACCUUUGGCGCGCAUCCCUGGAACACAGAUAUGGUUGGUUCUCCUUCUCCACCUUCGUAUGUACCGAGCGCAAUGCUGCCAUUCACCGAUCACAUGACCUUGCUGCAAAGAGUUGGAAAUUUGGCUUACAAUAUCUUCGAGCGUUUACUACUUGAUGUAUACUAUUUACCACAACAAGAAGCGUUAUACAAGAAAUUCUUUCCGAACAACAAACGUGAUAUGUACGAUGUGCGUCGUAAUGCCGCUUUGGUGCUGGUCAACCAGCACGUCUCGCUCAGCUACUCCCGGCCUUAUGUACAUAAUCAUAUCGAAGUUGGCGGCAUGCAUAUCAAUCGUAAACGCUCACCACUGCCAGCUGAUUUGGAACGUUUUAUCAAUGGUUCACAACAUGGUGUAAUCUAUUUCUCGAUGGGUUCCAAUUUACGCAGCAAAAAUUUACCGCUGGAGAAGCGCCAAGCAAUACUCGAAACAUUCCGUGGCCUAAAGCAGCGUGUGCUGUGGAAAUUUGAAGAUCCAAAUCUCGAGGGUAAACCUGAUAAUGUGUACAUAAGCGAAUGGUUUCCACAAGACGAUGUACUCGCUCAUCCCAAUGUGCGCAUCUUCAUCACACAUGGCGGCCUACUCAGCACCACUGAAUCGAUUUACCACGGCAAACCUUUUAUUGGCAUACCGAUCUUCGGUGAUCAAUUUUUGAAUAUGAAUCGCGCGCAAGCCGGUGGUUACGGCAUACGCGUGGAUUAUACCACACUGGCAAAGGACAACUUCAAGGCGGCCAUUGAGCGCAUGUUGGCCGAUGGCAGCUAUGCCAAGCGUGUGGCCGAUAUGUCAGCGCGUUAUCGUGAUCAGCCCAUAGAACCGCUGGAUUUGGCCGUCUACUGGGUGGAGUAUGUGGUGAGAAAUAAAGGCGCCAAGCAUUUGCAUUGUGCUGGACAGGAUUUGAAUUUCAUACAGUAUCAUAGCAUAGAUGUUUUGUCGAUCGUAGUUGGUGGGCUCUCCGCGUUGCUCUUGCUGAUCUUCGUGCUAAUACGAUUCGCAUGGCGUUGGCUGCAAUCUGCGCUUGCACGCAAGGAUGUCAAGCAGAAGAAGCAUUGAAGUGAAUGCCGGGCAUUAGUUUCGAAGUAACUAAGUCAUUUUAGCUAGCCGGCUAACUAGUCAUUAAAAAUGGUGCUUUUUUAAGUUUUCAGGCGUGUUUAAAGAAAAUAAAGAGAGUUAACAAAAUUGAACAAACUUUUGCGUAAAGGGAAAUACGUACAUACAUACUUGCGUGAGGAAAAAAAUAAGGUACAUUGAG